AUGGGACUCCCAAAGGAAGAAGUGAUGAGUAGCAUCUGGCGGCCGGGGUCAUUCGAUGGGAAAAUUGUCUUCGCCACCGGCGGUGCUGGCAGUCUUGUGAGUGUCCAAGUGCGAGCGCUGGUCGAACUCGGUGCCAACGCCUGCAUUGUGGGACGCAACGUGGCCAACACAGAACGUGUGGCAACUGAGCUGGCGGCUACUCGACCCGGCGCCAAAGUCCUGGGCCUCGGUGCCGUGGAUGUGAGAAAGCCUCAAGAUUUGGAAGGGGCUGUAAAGAGAUGCGUACAAGCCCUUGGAGGGAUCGAUUUUGUCAUGUACGUUCUGUUCCAAACUGCUAUGGUGAUAUCACGUUGUUUCGCUACUUUGCAGCGAAACGCUCAGCUGACUUUCGCUACCAGAGCUGGAGCAGCGGGCAAUUUCCUUGCACCGAUCGACCAAACUUCUCACAAUGCCUUCAAAGCGGUGGUCGAUAUCGAUCUUUUCGGCUCGUGGAAUACGCUCAAGGCCACGGUGCCGGAGCUGACAAAAUCUGCGCAGAAGUACAAGAGCGAUGGAAAACAAAGUUCCAGCUCUGGCACCGGUGGGCGCAUCAUCUUCAUUAGUUCAACACUGGGUUACACAGGCAACCAAUUGAUGACCCAUGCCGUGGUUGCGAAGGCCGGCGUAGAUGCCUUGUCAGUCCAGACCGCCAUCGAAUAUGGCCCACGCGGAAUAACAUCCAAUGUAAUUGCGCCCGGUUUUAUCCAGGGUACAGAAGGCAUGGUUCGGUUGACCGGCAACGGCCAAGAUGCUGGUAGAGAUAUCCCCAGUGGGCGCCUGGGACAUGUUAAGGACAUUGCCGAUGCGACAAUCUUUCUCUUCUCUGACGCUGGGAACUAUGUCAACGGUGACACCCUAAUUGUUGGUGGUAAAGUGGAUGGAGGUGCGUGGCACACAGCAGCGGUCAACACUAGCAAAGAUUUCGCAUACCCCGAUUUCCUUCUCUCGGGAGAAACGGUAGAGGCAUGGAGUACUAAAAGCAGCACAAAACUCUAG
This is a messenger RNA of Exophiala bonariae, 1035 nucleotides long. RefSeq lists its product as uncharacterized. Gene Ontology annotation, cellular component: peroxisome. NCBI's taxonomy places the organism in Eukaryota, Fungi, Ascomycota, Eurotiomycetes, Chaetothyriales, Herpotrichiellaceae. The transcript is spliced from 4 exons. Gene Ontology annotation, biological process: fatty acid catabolic process. Bases 1 to 1035 code for a protein of 344 amino acids. The record is from RefSeq and is a predicted model, not a curated record. Gene Ontology annotation, molecular function: 2,4-dienoyl-CoA reductase (NADPH) activity.